CUUCUGAAUGCGGCCAGUCCUUUGUACAAUAAAUUUGGCGCGAAUAAAGCAUUUGUAUACGAAGGUUAAUGAGAAGUUGCUGUUGUUGACUUAUUUUAAUAUUAAAGAAAAAUUAAAAUAAAAUGAAGUGUAUAAUACCCGAAAUCAGUUGGAAUAAUCGUGAUCCUGUAUUUAGCCUAGAUAUUCAACCAAAAGUUGAUGAAUUUACAAGAUUAGCUACUGCAGGAAGUGAUACACAUAUUGUGAUAUGGCAUUUAACAGUUGAUGAAAAUGGUUCUAUCAAUAUUGAACCGGCUGCUGACUUAAAUAAACAUCAAAAAGCUGUAAAUGUGGUGAGAUGGUCACCUUCUGGGGAACUAUUAGCUGCUGGUGAUGAUGAAUCGAAUAUCAUAUUAUGGAAACAACGUCAAGAUAUUGAUCAGACACCAUGUUUUGAAAAAGAUUUAGACGCAAAUGAGACUAAUAGUAAAAAUGAUGAAGAAUAUAAAGAGAAUUGGUACAUUUAUAAAAUAUUACGAGGACAUAUGGAUGAUGUAUAUGAUAUAUCAUGGAGUCCUGAUUCCAAACAACUGCUAUCUGGAUCUGUUGAUAACACAGCAAUUGUAUGGAACAUUACAAACAAAACAAAACACAUUCUACAACCGAAUCACAAAGGAUUUGUUCAAGGUGUGUCAUGGGAUCCAUUGAAUCAAUAUUGUGCUACUUUAAGUAGUGAUCGUGUAUGUCGUGUGUUUGAUUUAAAUACGAAACGUAUGAUUUCCAAGAGUAGCAAAGGUACAUUACCAUUCAACGAAACGAGUCCAUUACAUGGUCAAACUUGUAGAUUGUAUCAUGAUGAUACAUUGAAAUCGUAUUUUAGACGAUUAACAUUCUCACCAGAUGGUAAGCUGUUAAUAGCCCCAGCUGGCUCUGUUGAAUCUGAACAUUGUCCAAAGAAGAUAUAUUUUACAUACGUUUACACAAGAUAUUCAUUUAAACAACCAACAUUAGCAUUACCAUCACCAGAUCAAUUUACAGUGGCUGUACGAUGUUGUCCAAUACUAUUUGAAUUACGUGCAGAUGGUCCACAACCACCAAUGAUACCAUUACCAUAUCGUAUGAUUAUUGCUGUUGCAUCACAAACAACAAUUACAUUCUAUGAUACACAGCAAUGUGAACCAUUUGCAACAAUUACAAAUAUACAUUAUACACGAAUCACAGACAUAACAUGGUCAUCUAAUGCACAAAUUGUUGCUGUAUCUUCAACGGAUGGUUUUUGUUCAUUAAUUCUAUUUAAAUCACAAGAAUUGGGUAUACCAUAUAAACCACCACAACAAACAACUAGCAGUAUUGAAAUCGUAGAUAAUGAGACUGAAAAACAACCUAAUCUUAUGUCACCACCCGCAACGAUGAUGGAUGUUGAUAUUGAUAAUAAAAUCAAGGCAUGUUGUAUUGAGGAAGCAUCACAAGAUAUUAAAUUAUAUUUAGAAAGUGAAGACACCACUCAAGAUACCAUUGAUAAAGAUAAUACUACAGAAACACUAAAGAUGGACACUGAUACUGAUAAUAAUACUGAAGAGUGUCAGAAAAAAAUUGAUAUUGAUGAAGCUAAUAAUAAAAAUACUGAUAAUGUUGCAAAUAACAAUAAUAAUGCUGGUAAUGUUGAAGAUAAUUCUAAAAAUACACAGAAGAUGGACACUGAUAAUAACGUUGAAGGCAGUCAUAAAGAAAUUGUUAAUGUUCCAGAUAAUACUAGAAAUAUUGAAAAUGUUGAAAAUAAUAAAAAUACUGACAAUGUAGACGAUAGCAAUAAAAACGUCAAUAAUAUUAAAGAUAGUAAUAUUAAUAAUGAUAAAAGUGAUAAAGAUAAUACAAACAUUGACAAAGUUGAAGAUAACAAAAAAAAUGAUAAUACUGAAGAUGAUACAAAGAUGCAAAUACAAAAUGAUAAUACAGCUUCAUCAUCUGCGUCUGUAACCACACCAAAACCACCAAGGCGUGUUACAUUUAUAACAUUGUCAAGUCCAAAAGGUAAAAGUAGAAAGAAAAUAUUGUAAGAUAAGAUGAUAUCUUGGAAUAAAUCCAUUGCGAUGUUGAGGAGAAUGGUGGUGUUCAAGUGUUGAUAGACGAUAAUAUGAAAUAAACGAUACAUUAAAUAUAUAUAAAAUACUUU
Molecule: messenger RNA, 2152 nt
Organism: Chrysoperla carnea
Lineage: Eukaryota; Metazoa; Arthropoda; Insecta; Neuroptera; Chrysopidae
Gene: Caf1-105
Product: chromatin assembly factor 1 subunit B
Exons: 3
Coding region: 123-2036 (637 amino acids)
Biological process (GO): nucleosome assembly; DNA replication-dependent chromatin assembly
Cellular component (GO): nucleus; CAF-1 complex
Molecular function (GO): protein binding
Source: RefSeq, a predicted model, not a curated record